GUUGGUGUAAGCUGGUGAUCUGGAUUGUUUGUGUUCUCUUGCAGUGCUGAUCCUCCACGCAUAACCAAAGACGUGAUCUGUUUCCACGCAGCUGAUUUCCCUGACGUGGUUCAGCGGCUGCAGCUAGAUCUUUACGAGCCGCCUCUUUCUCAGUGUGUGCAGUGGGUGGACGAUGCUAAACUCAAUCAGCUGAGGCGAGAGGGAAUCCGCUACGCUCGAAUCCAGCUCUACGAUAACGACAUCUACUUCAUCCCUCGCAACGUAGUUCAUCAGUUCAAGAGCGUGUCGGCCGUGUGCAGCCUCGCCUGGCACGUGCGUUUGAAGCAGUACCAUCAGCCGCCCGAAGAAGAGCAGACUCGUGAGGCAGACGAGCUGAAGCAGCACAUCAAGCAGGAGUCGGCUGGAGAGAACGGCAGAGCUGCAAGCACAGACUGCAGACCGGUACCGGAGCCGUUCUGCGUAACACAAAUAAAGAUGGAGCGGGCGGAGCUACUCGCUGACAGACCACCCAAGCCUCCUCCUGGAAGUAGCAGCUCGACUCCGCCUCUUGUCUCUUCUGACGGCCGACCCAAAGCGCACCACGCGGCAGAAUGUCCGAGCGCUUUGUCACGCAACUCCACAGCCGGUCCACACACACCCAAACACACGAACACACCAGCACCAACCAAGCACUCGCACACAUCAACACCAACCAAACACACACACACCUCCGCAUCCAGAUAUCUCCAUUCUUCCUCUGUCCACAAAUCAGGCCACACGCCCUCAACACCAACUAAACUCAGUCAUUCUGCCAACACAACCAAACCAACACAAGUGGCUAAUAUAACCAAACCAACACACCUUACUAAUCGAACCAAACCCACACCACCUACUAACGCAACCAAACCAACACAACUGGCUACCAUAACCAAGCCCAUGCUACCGACUAACACAACCAAACCCACACACUCUGCGAACGCAGCCAAACACACACACUCCUCCACACUAAUAACCAAACCUGGCCCUAAACUGAGCUCUGGACUGUCAAUCAGCUGGACUGCUCCGCCCCUGACCCAGGCCACGCCCCCUCUGAGGCCGGACCGCACCCCAGACUCUCUGCACCCAAAGGCGGUCCGAGCUCACCCGCAUGAACCACACAAAGACUUUUUAUACUGAUUUGUACAGAACGGUUUUUAAACGGCGCUUCAUUCAAUCACUUUAUUUCUACUGUCUACCGGUUUUUCUUUCUUCGUAAUCGAUCUGACUCGAGCAGAGAAUCCUUUUCUCUCUCGGUCUCUCUCCUGUUACUGCUUGUCAACAUGGCAAAUGUAGCUCGUAACUCGCUCCUCAGUGCCUGUCCGUAACUGUGAAAUAUCCAAGCACUUCGGCUCGGCUGCACUGAGAAAAUUCUUCAAAUCCAAACAGGUCCUCGAAUAAUAUAUUUUCAGUUGUAGGCUUUAGUCGUAUUAGAGCUGACAUGAACAUAUAUAUUUUUUGUAAGAUGACACAGAAUUCUUUUAAAGACUCUACAGGCUUUUCCAUAGAGCUUAUUUAUAUCAAGGGUUUCUUUGGUUCUGUUUGAUUCGUCAGCACUGUAGUGUACAUAACGAUUUUUCUAAAGGAAAUGUGUAGUGUGAUUUAUACUGAAAUCAGAACCUCCUAAUAAAAGGUUCCGUUUGUUGGA
This is a messenger RNA of Puntigrus tetrazona (Sumatra barb), 1663 nucleotides long. RefSeq names its product mucin-2-like. The record is from RefSeq and is a predicted model, not a curated record. The transcript is spliced from 2 exons. Bases 475 to 1155 code for a protein of 226 amino acids. Lineage: Eukaryota; Metazoa; Chordata; Actinopteri; Cypriniformes; Cyprinidae.